Messenger RNA from Aspergillus ochraceoroseus IBT 24754, 1414 nucleotides. Its product is annotated as SNG1 family protein. Lineage: Eukaryota; Fungi; Ascomycota; Eurotiomycetes; Eurotiales; Aspergillaceae. Gene Ontology annotation, cellular component: membrane. Bases 1 to 1350 code for a protein of 449 amino acids. The record is from RefSeq and is a predicted model, not a curated record. The transcript is spliced from 3 exons.
AUGGAGAAGGGCAAGAAGGUCGACACGCCUCCUGUUGCCGUCUCAUUCUUCGAUCCAGCACUCAAGGAGACGCGCAGGAACGUGUUUAUUCAAUGGGCUCGCACAGUGUUGAUGCUCUGCGUGUUUAUUCUUUGCGUCCUCUCCCUCUACUGGGCCGUUCAGUUUCGUGUCGAAGCCAAUCUCCCUUCGCUGACUAUCUGGGUCGUCGACUUUGACGGCCAGCUCCCGGUCGAUGUUUCUCAACGCUCGAACCAAUCGAUCGUGGGCCCUGCCAUCACCAAUCUGGCGGAUCGGAUCGCCAACUCGGAUACUCACCACCUCGGGUACACCAUCAAGUCUCCGGCCGAGUUCCAGUACAGCCUGGAGGCAGUGCGCCAGGGGAUCUACGACGAGCAUGCAUAUGCCGCAAUCAUCGUCAACCCUAAUGCGACAACUCUCCUCCGCCACGCUGUGACCAACGGCAAUGAUUCGUACGAUCCCUCCGACGCGGCGCAAUUCGUGGUGAUCAGCGCGCGCGACCAAUCCACCUACUCGAGCUACAUUACCCCAGCCCUAAACGAGUUCGAAUUGACGCUGCGCUCUGAAUUCGGGCCGCAAUGGAUCACCUCGCUCGCCCAGCAGGAGUCGGUCAAUCUCUCCCGCACCCCACAGGCUGUGAAUCCUGCAAUUGGAUUCAACACCCUCGACCUCCGCCCCUUCGCGCCAGCCGUCGCCACCCCGUCCGUGACAAUCGGGCUGAUCUAUCUGAUUAUCAUCGCGUUCUUCAACUUCCCCUUCCUCAUGCCGAUCCACGCCCAAUUCACCAAGGGCGGCCACGACCAUCCCCCGCUCAAAAUCCCGCAGUGGCUCCUCUGGCGCAUCCUCUCCAACUUCGCCGCAUACUUCUUCCUCUCCCUGUUCUACUCCUUUGUGUCCCUCGCGUUCCAGAUCCCCUUCUCCAACUCCCCGGCCCCGGAUACUGUUUCCGCCGACAGCCCCAACGCCUACGGCAGGGGCUCCUUUGUCGUCUUCUGGAUGCUGAACUGGGUCGGCAUGAGCGCUUUGGGGUUCCCCUGCGAGAACAUGGCCAUGAUUCUGGGCUUCCCGUGGAGUUCGCUUUUCCUUAUUUUCUGGGUGAUCACGAAUGUUUCGACGGGGUUCUACGCGUUGGAUCUCGCGCCGGGUUUCUUUGCCUGGGGAUACGCAUGGCCGUUGCAUAGAAUUGUUGAAGCCCUUCGCACUAUUCUCUUCGGAGCACACUCGCGCAUCGGCCUCGACUUUGGCAUCUUGUUUGCCUGGAUCGGGGUUUCCAUUGCGCUCUUCCCGUUCGCCUCGUUGGUCAUGAAGUGGAGGAUGCAGCGGGGCUUGUAAAUGACGCGGGAAGCAAUUUUAAAAACAUUAUUGGAAUGAAUUUCUUGUAUAUAGAAUAGAGUAU